Messenger RNA from Vitis vinifera (wine grape), 1176 nucleotides. Its product is annotated as protein FAR1-RELATED SEQUENCE 5. The record is from RefSeq and is a predicted model, not a curated record. Lineage: Eukaryota; Viridiplantae; Streptophyta; Magnoliopsida; Vitales; Vitaceae. The transcript has 4 exons. Bases 280 to 945 code for a protein of 221 amino acids.
AAUUCUCAAAAACAAAGAAAAGACGAUUUUGCCGCUGCUGUGAAGGUGGGUUCCCCUAUAAUCACCUGAGGGUGAUGAAAGACAUGCCUUUCGCUUCCAACUCCUAAACCCCACCACCAAGCUCCGGUUGAAACUACGUUUGAAAGCCCUCUGAAACCCAUCAACAGCAUCCAAUAGAUACUACAAGAUCUGCUUCUCUCCAUCUUCAUACCAAUACAUGGGAUUGCCCCAAACCUUUCUGCCUCGGAAGAGUCAGAACACUGUCGUUUUGAUGAACAAAUGAUGAAAUGUUACUCCAUUCUGAGAUUAGUACCAGUGGAUUCAGACAUGGGGGCUGGGAAUGUGGAAGCUUCUGCUGAAACGGGGUCAGUUGCAUUUGAAGAAGAUUCUGUGGUAGAACCAUGUGUCGGUAUGGAGUUUGAUUCUGAAGAUGCUGCUAAAGAAUUCUAUGAUGAAUAUGCAAGACGUGUAGGAUUUAUAAUGCGCAUUGAUCAGUGCCGUCGUUCAGAGGUUGACAAGAGAAUUCUUUCUCGUAGACUUUCAUGUAAUAAGCAGGGGUUUUAUGUUAAAAUUAGAGACCAGUAUGGCCCAGUUAGAAAACCACGACCCAGCACACGUCAAGGGUGCAAAGCAAUGAUGCUGGUAAAGCUAAAUAAGUCUGGGAAAUGGGUUGUAACAAGAUUUGUAAAGGACCAUACCCAUCCACUCGUUGUUUCUAGCCGUCCUUCUCGUAGUUCUAUGGAUAGCAAAGACCGGAGGAUUCAAGAACUGACCAUGGAGGUGGAGCAUCAGGACCAACUAUGUGAACUGUAUCGAGGGCAGCUAAUAACGUUUCUGAAAAACGUCGAGGAGCAAACUGAGGUGCUCUCGACCAAAAUUGAAGUUGCGGUAAACAGCGUGAGAAAAGUUGAGAGCGAAGGUCAGAAGCAUUCUCGUCAUCGAUAGCGCCAGUAGUCAAGAGUCAGAACUGAUGUACAAUAUUGUGACAAUUUGUAUGUAGAAACCGAUCAUUUUGGAUUUUGUUAUACUCCUAGUUAUGCCAACGGAUAUGUAUUUGGAGGACUUCUCCGAUUGUAGAAAGAUUAUCCCGUGCCAUGACUCAUGAUGUUAGAACUGUGUUCAUGGUAGAUGUGUUUUCCAGAAUUUGGAUUUAUAGGCAUUUAAAUUGGUGACAAA